Diospyros lotus (date-plum) is the source of this 2644-nucleotide messenger RNA. RefSeq names its product type I inositol polyphosphate 5-phosphatase 2-like. The coding region runs from base 210 to 2378 and encodes 722 amino acids. Gene Ontology annotation, biological process: phosphatidylinositol dephosphorylation. The transcript is spliced from 8 exons. Lineage: Eukaryota; Viridiplantae; Streptophyta; Magnoliopsida; Ericales; Ebenaceae. The record is from RefSeq and is a predicted model, not a curated record. Gene Ontology annotation, molecular function: phosphatidylinositol-4,5-bisphosphate 5-phosphatase activity; phosphatidylinositol-3,4,5-trisphosphate 5-phosphatase activity; inositol-polyphosphate 5-phosphatase activity.
UCAGUCUCCUUUUAUUGUCCAUGCCAAUGACUCAUCGAUCUUACCCACUACCGCAGGGCCCCUGCCUAUUCCUUUUAGAAUGUGGCAUCAGUUUCUCGCUGAGAGGGACAUCUUAGAAUCGAAGUUUACCUUUGUGUUUCCAGGAGAAUGGGCCUGACGUGGGACGGCCAUGGAGCAUUUUGUAUUGCAAUUUGAGGUUGUGGGAGUUGAUGACCACUUCUUUUUCCCCCUUUCUGUUUUUGUCAUUAUUCAUGAAAACGAGCAACCAGUAUUCUUCUAGUAUGCAUGGGAUAAACUCACCCGCUAUACCCUGCCCUUUCUACUUGCUUAGUUCCAGUACGAGUCAUCUUCGCACUCGGCUGCAACCAAGUUCAGGCAUAUACCACCUUGCUUUGCAGCAUUAUAACGACCUCUUAGUUGGUAUAGAGCAUAUCCAACUCUUUAAUUGCUGGGAAAUGAAAACCGGAAGAGGAAAGCGCUCUGAGCCCUUCUGGCCUGCCAUUGUGAUGAAGAAGUGGCUAAAUAUCAAGCCCAAGGUGUAUGAUUUUAGCGAAGAUGAAGUUGACACUGAAACCGAGAGUGAAGAUGAUGCCUACUCGGCCAAAGAUGUCAGAUUUCACGACGGCGAGGACGACUCCCGCAGAUUACGGGGGAACCAUUCUGUACACUCAGCUCAAAUACCAGGAAUAUCUUCAAAGGGCGAAACUGUGAGACACAGAAGAGGGAAAUCAGAAACUCUGCGUCUUCAGUACAUCAAUUCAAAGGAAGUGAGGGUGACAAUAGGUACUUGGAAUGUUUCUGGAAAACUUCCGGAUGACAAUCUUGAGAUUGAUGAAUGGCUUUGCAUGGAAGAAGCUGCAGAUAUGUACAUUCUUGGCUUUCAAGAGAUUGUCCCCUUGAGCGCUGGGAAUGUGCUCGGAGCCGAGACGAGGAGGGCAGUUCCAAAAUGGGAGGCACUCAUCCGAACGACACUGAACAGAUCCACGGAGCCUGAGGCCAAACACAGAAGCUAUAGUGCUCCACCUUCCCCUGAUCUGAGGGCUUGCAGUGCUACUGCCGAAAUUCUUGAAGAUGAGCUUGACGAUAUGGCAAUGGAAAUGCUGGCUGAAGAAGAAGAAGCUGCAGGAACCACUGCCGUUGAUACAGGGGAAACGAAUGGAACUAUUGAUCCGGCAAAGAAGCUCCAUCCAAAGCGAACAUGCGGCAUCAAUGGGGACGGUAGAUUGGACUGGCCGGAACAGUCCUUGGACGUGACGCCUCAAGUUUUCUAUUCCGGCUCCAAAUUGCGGAGAGUGUGGAGCAGCGUCGCCGUAGUCAGCUUCGAUCGGACGGAGGCCUGGAGCAGCGUUAAUCUGAAAAGAUCGCAUCACAGCUCCGGAAACCUAGGACUUCUCCGGGUAGAUUCCGGCGAUACGCCGGGAGAUCUCGAUUCUCCUUCGUAUAGGCCGGAAACAUCAGUCGAGCGACCGGAAAACGGAAACUCGGAAGACAGAGAGAGGCCGCGCCGGAAGUACGUUCGGAUCGUCAGCAAGCAGAUGGUAGGGAUCUAUGUGUCGGUGUGGGUGAGGAAGGGGUUGAGGAGACAUGUGAACAACGUGAAGGUGUUGCCGGUUGGAGUUGGGCUGAUGGGGUACAUGGGCAACAAAGGCUCUGUUUCUGUAAGCAUGUCUCUGUUCCAAACGCGGCUUUGCUUCGUCUGCUCUCACCUGAGCUCGGGCCAGAAAAACGGCGACGAACAGAGGCGCAACGCCGAUGUCCACGGCAUCUUACGACGAACUUGUUUCUCGUCGGUCGUAGACGGCGAUCAAGCUCAGACGAUUCCCUCUCAUGACAAGAUCUUCUGGUUUGGGGAUUUGAAUUAUCGUCUCAAUAUGUUGGACGCAGAGGUCAGAGAGCAUGUCGCCAAGCAACAGUGGGACGAGCUUCUGAACGCCGACCAGGUACCCCAUUUCUUAUUAAUUUUCCAUAUAUUAUUAUUCUUGGUGAUCUUGAAUUAUGGUGACAAAUACUGGAACCAUGGCGGCCGAUUGAUGUGGCAGCUCCGCCUAGAGCUCCGGCGGGGGCACGUCUUCGAGGGCUGGAAGGAGGGCCCGAUAACCUUCGCCCCGACGUACAAGUACGAGAUUGGCUCGGACAGAUAUGUUGGUGAAGAUGGGGAGAAGAAGAGAUCCCCGGCAUGUUUUUUGUGUGGAUGCAGGUGUGAUCGGAUACUAUGGCUGGGAAAGGGCAUAAAACAGGAGUCGUACCAGAGGGUGGAGAUAAGGCUGUCGGAUCAUCGGGCGGUGAGUUCGAGAUUCGUGGUUGAAGUGGAAGUUUUCGACCACCGGAAGCUCCAAAGGGCUCUCAAUUUCACGGCAGCCGCAGUUCAUGCAUCCUGAGAUCAAUGAGCUAGAAGACAUCAUCAUCAUCAUAUAUAUUCAAUGGGCAGAAACGAGAACAUAUGUGACGACUGUGACUUGUUUGGUUGCAGUUCUAUUUCCAGGUUUUGAUUAAAGGAUAAACACCAGCUCACCCAUCACAUAGUAAAUCUAAAAUAUUUUCGAUAGAAAAACUUUGUAAAGAAUCUUACUUCUGAAUGUAAAAUGUGGUUGUAUUACUUAAAUGUAAUUAGAAAAGAAUCAAGGUUUACUUACUUACCUCUUGU